AUGGAUGACGUUUUCGAACAAACAUCAAUAAAUCGCCUUCGUUCACUAAAUCACACUCAGAGGUCGAUCGAAAAGACAUCCCAGUUCUUUAUCAAGAAUCGCCACUUAGCUCCUGAAUUAGUUAAACUCUGGUGUAAAGAAUUUCACACUGCUCCUGCCGAACAAAAGCUCGCUUUCUUACACCUUGUAAACGAUGUUCUUGUUAAUGCCAUGGAAAGGGCUCCUCAAUUUAUCCAACUCUUUGAGCCCGUUCUCCCACUGGCUUUUGGUGAAGCAGCAAUGGUUCAGUCUCACCAAAUUCGCUCAGCAGUUGCUCACCUUUUGGUAGUAUGGGCUGAUAGAAAGAUCUAUCCGCGCACUUUCCUUCGUCGCUUACGUUCAGAAUGCCAACGUUCUGCUUCUCAAGCUGAUAAUGAAAACCCUGUAAAUGCUGUGAUAGAAACCACCUUUGUCUCACUUCCACAAUUCUAUCUUCUUUGUGUGGCACUUAUUUAUUUAUUUAUUUCAAAUGGCAGGCGUUUUGAUAGAUAUCAUUAG
This is a messenger RNA of Rodentolepis nana, 537 nucleotides long. The record is from the annotation of a GenBank genome assembly. Lineage: Eukaryota; Metazoa; Platyhelminthes; Cestoda; Cyclophyllidea; Hymenolepididae.